UACUUUAAUACUUUUAAUCUAGUUUUGUUAUCUUGAUCUUGAACCUUAUCUAUGCUUCAACUCUCAAACAUCUGUCUACGAUGAGCUUGAACAAUACUUAGAUAUUACUGGUCUGGAUGUUUCAAUUUUUUACGACUUGUUCAAAGAUUUCUGUUUGUUUCUGUGUUGAUCAGCAACUUAGCUUUCAGUUCCAUGGAAGAAACGAGUGGUUCUCCCUUGUUCAGCUGCAAGACUUGCAGCAAUCCUCUGGCUUUUCCAACUGAUCUUCUCUCCAAGAAUUUCCUUGCAAAAUCAGGGCAAGCCUAUAUGUUCUCUCAUGUGAUGAACGUAGUGUUGGGGCCAAAGGAAGACAGGCAACUCUUGACUGGGCGUUUCACCAUUUCCACCGCAUACUGCGGCAUCUGUAAGCAAGAACUGGGCUGGAUGUAUGUUCAAGCUUACGACAUCAAAAACAGGUUCAAGGAAGGCAGAUUUGUGGUCGAGAAAUCCAAGAUCACUUUGGACUAUUGAAUGAUCUCUCUAUCAUAACUAUAAAUAAUCCUGUUUCAGGACAAUUAUAGACUUUAUGGGUGUUGUUGAUCAUAUGCUAUGCAGGGACUCAAUUUGAUGUUUGCUUCCUUUUGCUGCAACAAAUAAGAAAGAUUGCGUCUGUUAUCUUUUAAUUACA
Molecule: messenger RNA, 667 nt
Organism: Tripterygium wilfordii
Lineage: Eukaryota; Viridiplantae; Streptophyta; Magnoliopsida; Celastrales; Celastraceae
Product: protein yippee-like At4g27740
Exons: 2
Coding region: 193-510 (105 amino acids)
Source: RefSeq, a predicted model, not a curated record